Pogoniulus pusillus (Red-fronted tinkerbird) is the source of this 3580-nucleotide messenger RNA. RefSeq names its product major facilitator superfamily domain containing 4A (gene SLC60A1). The coding region runs from base 251 to 1783 and encodes 510 amino acids. NCBI's taxonomy places the organism in Eukaryota, Metazoa, Chordata, Aves, Piciformes, Lybiidae. The record is from RefSeq and is a predicted model, not a curated record. The transcript is spliced from 10 exons.
GGGGAUGGAGCUGGAGGGGUCCUCCUUUUUCCUCCCGAUCCCUCUCAUUCCCGGCCCCGGGAGGCGGUGGCGGCCCCGGAGGCGGAGCCAGAGCCCGGGCUCCGGAGCCACAUCCUGCAAAAGGAGGAGCGGGGCGGCGGCGGGGCCGGGAGCGGGACCGGGAGCGGGGCGGCGGCGGGACCGGCACCGGUGAACCGCAGCGCCGUGGCCGCCCCCGCCCCAGUCUCCCAACCCCGCGCCGCCGCCCAGGAUGUGGUGGGACGAGCGAGUGUCGGCUCGGUUCCGGAGGAACCUGCAGCCCACCCUCACCUACUGGAGCGUCUUCUUCAGCUUCGGCCUCUGCAUCGCCUUCCUGGGGCCCACGCUGCUGGACCUGCGCUGCCAGACCCAGAGCUCCCUCUCGCAGAUCACUUGGGUCUUCUUCUCCCAGCAGUUCUGCCUCCUGCUCGGCAGCUGCCUCGGAGGGGUCUUCAAGAGGACGUUGGCUCAGUCCUUGUUUGCUCUCUUUGCCUCAUCCCUGGCCAUCUCCUUGGUCUUUGCCAUCAUCCCUCUGUGCCACAAUGUGGUGGUCCUGGCUGUGGUGAUGGCAGUGGCAGGCCUGGCCAUGGGUUGCAUCGACACCAUCUCCAACAUGCAACUGGUGAAGAUCUACCAGAAGGACUCAGCCAUCUUCCUGCAGGCCCUUCACUUCUUCGUGGGCUUUGGAGCGCUGCUGAGCCCCCUGAUAGCUGACCCCUUCCUCUCAGACACCAACUGCAUCCUCUCCAACUCCACUGCCAAUGCCUCCAGCAACCUCCCCCACAUCCGCAAGUCCCUGGUCCCUCACCACCCUGGCAACCUCUCUCACUACGACCUGCCCAUGAAGGGCAUGGUGGUCACCCGAGUGUCCUAUGCCUUCUGGAUCAUGGCCCUCAUCAAUCUGCCGGUGCCCAUCGCUGUGUUCUUCCUGCUCUACAAGGAGCGGAUGGUGCCCUGCUUCAGCAGCAGCAGCCACCCACUGCUGCCCGCCGACGAGCUGGCACUGGAGACACGGCCCCCGGAGAAGGACGAGCUCCCCCCCAGCCUGCAGAGAGCACAGGCAGCAGGAGGUCAUGAUGACUUACUUAGCUGCUGCCAAAGCAAGAACUUCAGAGGGGCUUCUUACACCUACUUUGCAGUCCACAUCACUGGGGCUCUUGUUCUCUUCAUGACUGAUGGCAUUGUGGGGGAGUACUCAGGCUUCAUCUACAGCUACGCGGUGGAGGAGCCUCUCUCCGUGGUGCACAAGGUGGCUGGAUACCUGCCCAGCCUCUUCUGGGGCUUCAUCACGCUGGGCAGGCUCAUCUCCAUCCCCGUGUCCUACCGCAUGAAGCCAGCAACCAUGGUCUUCAUCAACGUGGUUGGAGUCCUGAUUACCUUCCUCCUGCUCCUCAUCUUCUCCUCCAGUGUUGUCUUUUUGUUUGUGGGGACAGCAUCCCUGGGGCUGUUCCUCAGCAGCACCUUCCCCAGCAUGCUGGCUUACACUGAGGACAUCCUGCAGUACAAAGGCUGUGCCACAACUGUGCUAGUGACUGGAGCUGGGAUUGGAGAGAUGGUGCUGCAGCUGCUGGUGGGAUCGAUCAUACACGAGCAGGGCAGCUACAGUUUCCUGGUCUGUGGGAUGAUCUUUGGAGGCUUGGCCUUUACCUUCUAUGCUCUGCUCUUGUUUUUCCACAGGAUGUACCCCAAGCCCUCAUCAGCUCUGGAUGAAGCCUCACCUGACAAACCAGCAGCCAUGGAUGACACUGGGCAGUAUCAACGCUAAAGAAGUGGCCAAGCUCCAGCCAAGCAAUAAAACCAAGCCACCAACUGAAGCAUUACUGCUAAGGAUGAUCUCAGAUGCAAUGGACUGAGUCAUGCAAGUUGUCUGCAACCAAAAGCACCUUAGGAUGGGUAAGUCAGAAUCAAGAAAACAUCCUCAAGCACCACGUUGAGCCUAAGCACAAGCUACCCACCUCCUGGGUACCAGAGACUGGCAGCAGCACAUGGAGCCUGUGUCUGGAGGGCUGCAGGGGAUGGCAGGGAGGAGGGGACAAGAGGUGCUGCUGGAAAUGAACUUCCUCACCAGUUCAGGACAGAGUGAGAAGGAAGAAGCAGCUGCUGCUGGAUAUGAACUUCCUCACCAGAUCAGGACAGAAGGUGAGAAGGAAGAAGCAGCUGCUGCUGGCUAUGAACUUCCUCACCAGUUCAGGACAGGUGAGAAGGAAGAAGCAGCUGCUGCUGGCUAUGAACUUCCUCACCAGUUCAGGACAGGUGAGAAGGAAGAAGCAGCUGCUGCUGGAUAUGAACUUCCUCACCAGUUCAGGACAGAGUGAGAAGAAGAAGCAGCUGCUGCUGGAAAUGAACUUCCUCACCAGAUCAGGACAGGUGAGAAGGAAGAAGCAGCUGCUGCUGGAUAUGAACUUCCUCACCAGUUCAGGACAGAGUGAGAAGGAAGAAGCAGCUGCUGCUGGAUAUGAACUUCCUCACCAGUUCAGGACAGAGUGAGAAGGAAGAAGCAGCUGCUGCUGGAUAUGAACUUCCUCACCAGUUCAGGACAGGUGAGAAGGAAGAAGCAGCUGCUGCUGGAUAUGAACUUCCUCACCAGUUCAGGACAGAGUGAGAAGGAAGAAGCAGCUGCUGCUGGAUAUGAACUUCCUCACCAGAUCAGGACAGAAGGUGAGAAGGAAGAAGCAGCUGCUGCUGGAUAUGAACUUCCUCACCAGUGGGGUUGGCAAAGAGGUCCUCUGUUGCAUGGCUUGACUGAAGCCCUCCUGACUUAGAUACUGAACUUUAGAGAUCUUUUGGCCUCUUGCACAGCAUCCCCACAGUUCACAGCACAAUACUGGGUUGGAAUUCAUUUCACUUUUCUACAACAGACUCAAUGUCACCUCCAUAUCAACUUCCAAAGUUUGGGGGGGGGGGGAGGGAGGGGGAAAGUGACCCAAGUGGCAGCAGCCACCGAGUGCAAUGCUGUAGCAGAACCUGCCUGGACCUGGCUGCCUUUGCAGAGCUGCUUCCUGUAUAUUCACCCAGCACCAGCCACCUCCCCUGAGACUCAGCAUGCUAAAGCCUCUGGAUUAUUCAAAUCAUUUGCUUUUUCUCCUUUCAGUUUUUUUAAGUCCAGAAUGAGUUGUGCUGAAUUUAUUUUUAAGGCUAAUUGGGGGUUUUUUUUGGUUGCUUUCAGCCACUGGUUUUUUCUUUCAGCUGCUGCAGCCACAGUGGUUGGUUUGGGUUUGGGUUUUGGUUGUUUUUUUUUAGGGAUUGAUGAUUUGGGUUGUUUUUUUUUAGCUUCCAGUCGAAGCUUAAACCAAGGAGGUUGGGUGGGAGUCAACCUCCAGCUGCUUGAUCUGUGCAAUAUUUUACCUGGUGCCUUCUGAGGUACUCACAUAACCCAUGCAUGACCUGUUCCAAGCUGAGAAGCAAGGACUGGCUUUAAAGGAGUGGGAAGCUGCCUCCAUCUAGCUCUCGAGGGAGGAUGGGACAGGGGCUGCUUUUGCUUGAACUGCUGUAUGUGGAUGUACAUAUGGAGCUGUGGAUAGAAAGCAGUGUUUAAUUAAAGCUGAUUGAUUGGAGAUUCUCA